Messenger RNA from Macadamia integrifolia, 959 nucleotides. RefSeq names its product protein DMP2-like. NCBI's taxonomy places the organism in Eukaryota, Viridiplantae, Streptophyta, Magnoliopsida, Proteales, Proteaceae. The transcript has a single exon. The record is from RefSeq and is a predicted model, not a curated record. The coding region runs from base 195 to 758 and encodes 187 amino acids. Gene Ontology annotation, biological process: endomembrane system organization.
AUCACACACACAGUCCAAUGGCUGCUUUCCAAAGGUCAGCCCACUUCCAUUUUCCGUGCAAGCUAUAAAUUCUCUCUCUCUCUCUCUGGCUGCUACUAUAAAUUUCAAAGAAAUUAACAAUAACCCACUACACUUGCAACCCUAUAUAGCUAGGUUUUGGAAGAUCAAAGGGGAGCAGAUUUUAGGGCAGAAAAAUGGCGACAAGCAAGAAUACAUCUUCAACUAGUGGGACAAGCAAACAAGGCAUGGCAGGCAAGGCCUUCCAAGGUAUGGCAAGCCUCAUCAAGCUUCUACCAACUGGGACUGUCUUUUUGUUUCGAUUCCUAAAUCCAGUCUUAACCAACAACGGUCGUUGUAAUCAUACCAUCAACAAGUACCUUGAAGGGAUUCUCCUUGUUGUCUGUGGCUUCUCUUGUUGCUUCUCAACUUUUACAGAUAGUUACGAGGGUAGCGAUGGUUCGGUUCAUUAUGGGAUUGUAACCAUUAGUGGACUCUGGCCGUCGCCGGCGUCGGAUAAAGUGAAUUUGAAGUCCUAUAAGCUUAGAUUUGGGGACUUUGUGCAUGCCUUCUUGACGGUGAUUGUGUUUGCAGUGGUUUCUCUAUUGGACACAAACACCAUGGACUGUUACUAUCCAUCGUUGGUGUCUGCUCAGAAUGUGUUGGUGAUGGUUUUGACUCCAGUGAUUGGUUUCCUCGCUAGUACAGUGUUCUUCUUCUUCCACAACACACGUCAUGGGAUUGGGUACUCUUCAAUCUAAGCCGGCUGGGACCCUUCUCAAUAAGAUUUCCUCCUAGUUCCCUUCCCAACCUCCCCAUCAAAUAAAACAAACCCAGAUGCUCCUCUUCUUCUUCUUCUUUUUCUCCCACUAGGAAAUUAAAUUUGUGUUUGGUUGCACUUUAGACUAAUAUCUUGUUUUUCUAGUAUGUUGCAAUGAAUGAUGGAAAAAAAUUUGUUGUUA